This is a messenger RNA of Penicillium nucicola, 1941 nucleotides long. RefSeq names its product acyclic terpene utilization AtuA family protein. Lineage: Eukaryota; Fungi; Ascomycota; Eurotiomycetes; Eurotiales; Aspergillaceae. The record is from RefSeq and is a predicted model, not a curated record. The coding region runs from base 1 to 1941 and encodes 646 amino acids. The transcript has 7 exons.
AUGUCGCCUAUGAACACCGGUGGACGGCCUGUCAGGGUUGCUAAUUGCUCUGGAUAUCAUGUCUGUACUGACUGUCCUGAAGGCGACCCUGCCUAUGAGAUGUAUCGCCAAGCAACCCUCGGAGAUAUCGACUUCAUCACGGGUGACUAUCUCGCUGUAAUGGGAAAUAAGGCUGACUGUAUCCCUUAUGAAGAGGUCAACCUGGCAAACAAUGCACAAGCCUUCCGACGCGGCGAGCAUGCAGGAUAUGAGGAAACCGCUUGGGAAGGAAUCAAACAAACCAUCGACGUGAUCGCUGACAAAGGCAUCAAAGUGGUGAUCAAUGGUGGCGCUCUCAACCCCAAGGGUCUAGCACUGAAAGUAGACGAAUUGUGCCGCCAAAAAGGUCACGCUCUGAAUGUCGCCUAUCUGUCUGGAGACGACCUCUAUCCCAAACUUGGCCCUCACAUGCCCCGAACGCCCGAAGAGCUAAAGCAUCUUGAUUCAGGGAAUGAGUCCGUCAAGCCAGGCACUCUCACUUAUGCCUUUACGAAGGCCGACGACCCCGUCCCAAUGGUCUCGGCGCACGCAUACCUCGGCGCUCGGGGCAUUGUGGAUGGUCUCCGUCGAGGAGCUGAUAUUGUAAUCUGUGGCCGGGUCUCAGAUGCUAGUCCGGUUAUUGCAGCCGCGUGGUUCUGGCAUUCAUGGUCAGAGACAGACUAUGAUCGUCUGGCUGGGGCUUUGGUUGCUGGGCAUUUGAUUGAAUGCUCUGCCUAUGUGACCGGUGGUAAUUUCUCUGGCUUUGACCGGUAUCCAGUUGACACUUUUAUUCACCCUGGGUUCCCGAUUGCGGAGAUCGAUUCUGAUGGUACUUGUGUUAUUUCUAAGCAUCUUGGAACUGGUGGACUCAUAGAUUGUGACACCCUGCGGUGCCAGUUUUUGUAUGAGCUUCAAGGGAACAUUUACUUGAAUAGUGAUGUUAGUGCUACGUUGGAUGACAUAGUUGUCGAGCAGAUUGGAGAAAACAGGGUGAGUGUUCGAGGAAUUCGAGGACACGCGCCUCCUCCAACGACCAAGUUGGCUGUUUUCUACCAAGGAGGCUUCGAGGCUCAGGUACUCCUCAACGCUACGGGGUAUUCUACUGAUGCCAAGUGGAACCUGGUUGAAAGACAGAUUCGACAUUUCAUCGACCAGAAGGCCAUUGAUCAUAUUGAUACACUUGAAUUUCAAAGGCAAGAACAAAGCUCAAUUGGCGUUCCUGCGUCCAACCCAGUAUCCCAGCGAAGCAGCACAACUUACCUCCGUAUUUUCAUCGCUGCAGCUACCCCAGAAGCCGUCCUUGCUGUACUAGGGUCCCUGAAAGAUAUCUCAUUGAAGCAUUUCUCGGGCUUUCACUCAUCCCUCGACAUGCGCACAGCGAUUCCACGCCCAGUGCUGGCUUACUAUCCAGCAAUUAUAAAGCAAGAAGAUCUCAAUGAAGAAAUCAAUUUUAUUGGCGGGUCAGAUUCUAUUAAUUCAUUCCCAACAGGUCAUCCACCAGCAUAUGAAGAUCUUCCACCCCGUCAAAGUUAUGAUCACAUCCCCACCAGCGAAGAACAAGCCCUACUUAACUCGCCUUCAAGAUCAAUCAGACUGGGGGAUAUUGUCCUGGCACGAUCCGGCGAUAAAGGGGCCAACCUCAAUUUCGGUCUUUUCGUCACUGAAGAGAAGCACUGGUCUUGGUUGCGGUCAUAUAUGAGCCGCGAGCGGGUACGGGGAAUGCUUGCUCAAGACGAGGAUUGGGAUGAGUCGUUUUUGAUUGAGAGAGUUGAGUUCCCGCACAUACGGGCUGUGCAUUUUGUUAUCUAUGGCAUUCUUGGUAGGGGUGUCAGUAGCUCUAGUCGGUUGGAUGGGUUUGGGAAGGGAUUUGGAGACUUCUUCCGGGACAAGUUCGUUGAGGUUCCUGUUUCGCUUUUAGAUUAA